Sebastes umbrosus (honeycomb rockfish) is the source of this 5103-nucleotide messenger RNA. It is a transcript of the gene gpr12, whose product is annotated as G protein-coupled receptor 12. Gene Ontology annotation, cellular component: membrane. Gene Ontology annotation, molecular function: G protein-coupled receptor activity. The record is from RefSeq and is a predicted model, not a curated record. The coding region runs from base 253 to 1308 and encodes 351 amino acids. NCBI's taxonomy places the organism in Eukaryota, Metazoa, Chordata, Actinopteri, Perciformes, Sebastidae. The transcript has 3 exons. Gene Ontology annotation, biological process: G protein-coupled receptor signaling pathway.
GGCAGAGCCACUCCGCGCUCUUUUCUUCUUCUUCUUCCAUCAUCCCCAGCUUUCAGAGAGGACCAGCAUCCCCUCCUCCUCCUCCUCCUCCUCCUCUUCUUCCUCCCCGGGCUGCGUCUCAGUCCGCCGGCGCUGCUGCACCAUCCUUAUCAAUAACAUGGAAAUACAAGGCUGUCUUUGUUUUUCCAUCUAGACGGUGGAAGUGUCACCUCACAGAGUCAAGCAUCCUUCUGCUGACGUGGAGCAGCUCUGAUGCAAGGUGCAGAGAGGACGGGGGCUACAAUGAGUGAAGAGCCAGCGGUCACCCCCAGCUGGCUGACCCCUGACCCCACAGCAUGGGCCAGUGGAGGCGGGGGACCGAUGGACAACAGCACCGGCCUGGGGAUGUUUCCGUCGGACUCCCUCCCGCCCAGCCAGCUGCCCCUGCUGGUAAACCCCUGGGACAUUGUGCUGUGCUCGUCGGGGACUCUGAUCGCCUGCGAGAACGCCCUGGUGGUGCUGGUGAUCUGGCAGAAUCCGGCGCUCCGAGCUCCCAUGUUCCUGCUGAUCGGCAGCCUGGCGCUGGCCGACCUGCUGGCCGGCCUCGGCCUCGUGCUUCACUUCACCUGUGCCUACUUGCUUCAAUCCGACGCGGCCCAGUUGCUGACCGUGGGCCUGGUGGUGGCCUCCUUCUCCGCCUCCGUCUUCAGCCUGCUGGCCAUCACCAUUGACCGCUACCUGUCGCUGUACUACGCCCUCACCUACAACUCGGAGCGGACAGCGGCCUUCACCUACACCAUGCUUGUGCUGCUGUGGGGCCUCUCCCUGUGUCUGGGCCUGCUGCCGGUCACCGGGGUCAACUGCCUGGCGGAGGAAUCCACGUGCAGCGUGGUGCGGCCACUCACGAAGAACAACAUCGCUGUGCUCUCCGUCUCCUUCCUGCUGCUCUUCGGCCUCAUGCUGCAACUCUACGUCCAGAUCUGCAAGAUCGUGAUGCGCCACGCUCACCAGAUCGCCCUCCAGCACCACUUUCUUGCCGCCUCGCCCCACUACGUCACAACGCGGAAGGGCGUGUCCACGCUGGCCAUCAUCCUGGGCACCUUCGCCGCCUGCUGGAUGCCGUUCACCGUUUACUCCCUCAUCGCCGACUACACCUACCCUCCGCUCUACACCUACGCCACGCUGGUGCCCGCCACCUACAACUCCGUCAUCAACCCGGUCAUCUAUGCCUUCAGGAACCAGGAGAUCCAGAAGGCGCUGUGGCUGGUGUGCUGCGGUUGCGUGCCCGCCAGCGUGGCCCAGCGUGCACGGACCCCUAGUGACGUCUGACCCGAACAGACCCAGGUGGGAAGAGAGAGGCGCCCUGAGUCAGCUCUGCUCCUCGCCGGAUGUGACUGGUGUCCAAGAGAGCAGCAGCAGGGGAGGUCAGGGGUCGUGGCAGAGGCCUGUGGCUUCAGCUCUGGCUGGAGAUGCUACUGGCGGAGGCAGUUUUGUUAGUGAUCCACAGCCCACCUGGAGGGAAGGCGUUUCUUUUUUUUGUUACACUCACCAUAGGGUAAAGUGUCUCACUGUCUUCCCCAGUUAUAGGUGGCCACUGCUCAGGCAGCAUCCCAGCAUCCCUCCUGUCCAACCCCAUGCCACGCCCUUCCUCUGUUCCGCAGAGAGUGCAUCACAUGUUAUACACAAUGUGCAUCUCCUUAACAGCACUGGAGCUUUGGGUUGACACGUGCUUGUUUUUUUUCUUCAAAUAGGGAGGGAGUAUUAGAUUGCGCCCCUGUGCGUCCGUGCGUAAAAGCGCACAGCAGAUUAAUGUGUGUGUGAGGAGAGGAGAGGAGAGUAGAGGAGAGGAGAGAGAGAUGAGAGCGGCUCAAUAUACACAGGCAUUUCCACAUAAAGCUCGUCUGGAGCAGCAUCCCGGCGCUCUGCUGCUGCACUCUGAACGUGCGUCGAAAGCUAAACAGCCGCGGAGAGCUAAAAAUAGACCCGGAGCUCUCUGAUCCGCGCCCUGCGUCCUCCACAGACGCCGAGGAAGAAACCAAGCCCUGUGUUUCUUCAUCUUCUCCUCCUGGCCGCUCCAAAUGUUAUCAGUCUUCUUCUUUUCUCUCUGGAUUGUGCGUGACUGUGUCUUAGUUCGUCUGGGAGGCUCAAGACAAAGCCCCAGGAGACCCCAUCAUUAAACCCUCCUCCAAUUUUUAGCACCAAACCCAAUAUGGGAUUAUGUAACCACCUUAAAUCCCUCCUCUCUCACUUUAUGAAUGGAGAUUGCUUAUGACUUUUUGAAUGUCUGGAGAUUGUUAUAUAAUGUUAAUAUUAAUUAAUAGAGAAAACCCCACAAAUUUGAAUGAUAAUUUGAAUUUUUUAACAAAUAUCAAAUGGAUUAUCCCUAAUUAGGAUAUUAAAUUAACAUGCCUACGGUCAGAUCACUACAAACCUGUAGAGAAAAGCCCCAAAAUGAUAUGAUUUUUGUGUGGAAAUCUGCGAAAUCUGAAUGUAUUUCCAUUUAUUUAAUAUUUUUAUGGGCUUAACACCAACCGCAUAUCUGAUCUGCAUGCUAGACUUCGGUGUAAUUUGCAUGCAGCAAGCACAGAUGCCCUGUUUUCCCCUCAGUGCGAGUUCAGUGUGGUAGGUCACGCUGGCCACUGCAGGCCAUGUGUCAUGGUACCCUGAUGUCAUCAUGACCCUGAUAGUUUUGUUUAUGUACACAGUGUACCUCACAGAGUAUCACAUUGAAUGAGCUACAAUCAUCACUUGAUGGUCACAAGAGUUGCACCCUUUUUUGGAAAAAUGUGGAAUUUUUUAAAGAUAUAUUUGCUGUAUUAGUGCGGAGAAGUUUAGAGGCUAAGUGUGAUUCAACGGAAAGCCCAAAUCACAACCACCUACCAGCUGCUCUGAGUUAGAUCUCCAUUAUUUCAAAAUGAGUUUGCAAACCCGACAAAGCAUGCACGCUAAUUCCUCAUAUCUUGUCAGCAAUAACUAGCCUCUGAAUGGUAGUUAUUAUAAUUUUUUUAGAUGUGAAGCAAUACUCAGACAGCAAUAACAUCCACGUCCCACCGCGACUUCCUUCUUCCUGCAGCGUGAAGCACCAUAACGGCCGCUCGGGUGGGGAUGUGUUGUAGUGAAUGGGCUCAGUGGGCUACAAGUGAUGCUUCAUCUUCAAAUAGGUGGGGGGAUAAUCACUCCUGGGCUCAUUUGUCACGGUGACACCACUGCCUCAUUCCUCCGCAAUGAUUUAUUUUCUUCCAAAACCCAAAAUCGGGCUUUGAUUCUCUGUCACACCAGGAUGAGAUUGAUUUUGUUGUUGUUGUUGCCUCUGCCUUUUGUGAGCAUAUGAACUGUCCUGAGUGUCGUAACCUCAAGUGUCAGUGUGUGAUCUGGGUGUUUUCGUGCGUACGGUAUGAGUUGCAUGGCCUCUGGGUGUGUGUGUGUGUGUGUGUGAUCCAGCAGCUCAGCAGACCAUAAUCUGUCUCCUUGUGAUGGGGGUGGGGGUAAAACAGGUCCUGUUGACCCCCCCUGACCUUAGAGGAGGAUAAAUGCUGCCAGUCUUCCUGUCAAUUCUGAGAGAAGUGGCCUCGUUCCGUGUUUGUAGAGCUUUUUUGACGAGAGAGAUGGGACUAGGAGGACGUGGAAGCUCCAGCUCUUCAAGCCAAAGUGAAAGGGACUCUGAACGAACUGGGAUCCUAGUCCUGCUGUGUGUUUUCUGUCUCCUCUAUAUCACUAAUAUUUAAAUCAAUCCAGUCUGGUUGAGGCAGGCGUCCGCUAAGUGACCUCUGAAUGAUUCUAUGAGCUAAAAAUGGUCACUUCCAAAUACAAAGAUAAUGCUUCUUCUUCUUCUUUCCUUCCUUGCUGCGUCCCCUGAUAAGAGGCAUUUGAAGAGCUCCCAAACGUCAUCUUUCUGGCCUCCGAUCAGAUGCAAAGGGUUAAAUAAAAGGGGGGAUGAGUAAGGAAAGCAGAGGAAUAGUAUUUUCCGAGCAUUGGAACGUGAACUUGUGCACAGUGUCAGACUGAAUCCUGUCGUUAUUCCGAUGAGCACCAACAGAUCAGGCUGGCACAUCACCACCCAUCACAAACUCUUAUUCCUUUACCUUUGGAGAAAAAAAAGUCUAUUUUGUUAUAUUCAUUGAAAAGUUCUAUUUUUUUCCACUUUAGUCUGGCCUGAAUUCUUUCAGAUUUUCUGAUGUUGUUCGAUAUAAACGGCGCUGUAAAGCCUUUUUUUCUGAAUGUAGUAAUAAUCACAUUGUUUAACUGAUACCCCCCUCCUCUGGACUCAUUUGUUUCUGUAAAUACGGCAUGCUGGAGAGGAGGGGCUUUAUACCACCGUGCAUGGUGCUACCAAAGCCAGUCAAACUACGGGAUGAAUUGGGUUGCACCAUUUCUUUUGAAUGACGCGUCUCCACCUCGGAUGUUAAUGUAGAAUUUCUUGUUAGGCUUCAAUAUGCACCAGUUUAAAGGAUAACUGACUGGCUACACAGAUGGGGGGGGGAUGCUUGAGAAAACACGACUUUCUCUGAUUGGUGAAUGUUUUUCUCUUGUUGUUGAGAUUUUCACGAUUGAGCAGGUGUGAACAAGGGCUUUGUAUCCAAGAAUAGCAAAAGACUGUGAUGUUGGAUGUAAUACUUCUCUGUAUACACACACCUGUUCAUCUAUUGAAUUGUUUCACGGUGUAAUAGUACACAAAGCAACUGGGGUUUUUGAGAAAAUGUGUAGCCAGCGGGAGGAUUACUGAUGGUUACUAAUCUAGAGCUAAAUAUCAAAACACUCAAGGGCCUGUGAAUGUGUGUGUGUGUUUUGUGGGUGGGGGGGGAGGGUUGGAGAUGGGAGGACGCCACAGUUAACAGCAUCUUGUGUAGACGUAUGCGUAGUUUUCAAUGUGAAAUGCACUUUAUUUUGUGGGAUGAAAACGGCACAACAAAUUAAGUAUCUGCAAAAUGAAACGUAUAAGGAUAAUCAACAUGCACUAACUUAACUGAGAUAUUGUUAAAAAAAAAAAAAAGAAACAUUUGUGUGAACGUGGUGUCUAUUUUUCCAAGGUGUUAGUUGUACUUUUUAUUGCUUUGGUUAGCUCACUCAAUUGAGAGGAUCUUGUUAAUUUUGUAUUAAAAACCAAACAUGUGCUGUGCAUAAAAA